This is a messenger RNA of Homo sapiens (human), 9088 nucleotides long. It is a transcript of the gene ZNF208, whose product is annotated as zinc finger protein 208. Gene Ontology annotation, biological process: negative regulation of transcription by RNA polymerase II; regulation of DNA-templated transcription. NCBI's taxonomy places the organism in Eukaryota, Metazoa, Chordata, Mammalia, Primates, Hominidae. Bases 150 to 3992 code for a protein of 1280 amino acids. Gene Ontology annotation, cellular component: nucleus. The transcript has 4 exons. The record is from RefSeq and is marked validated.
CCUUUGUCUCUCGCUGCAGCCGGAGGUCAAGGUCUCGUCCUUACUGCUGUGUGUCCUCUGCUCCUAGAGUCCCAGCCUCUGUGGCCCUAUGACCUGCAGGUAUUGGGAGAUCCACAACUAAGUCGCCAGGACCCCCUGGAAGCCUAGAAAUGGGAUCAUUGACAUUUAGGGAUGUGGCCAUAGAAUUCUCUCUGGAGGAGUGGCAAUGCCUGGACACUGCACAGCAGAAUUUAUAUAGAAAUGUGAUGUUAGAGAACUACAGAAACCUGGUCUUCCUGGGUAUUGCUGCCUUUAAGCCAGACCUGAUCAUUUUUCUGGAGGAAGGAAAAGAGUCCUGGAAUAUGAAGAGACAUGAGAUGGUGGAAGAAUCCCCAGUUAUAUGUUCUCAUUUUGCUCAAGAUCUUUGGCCAGAGCAGGGCAUAGAAGAUUCUUUCCAAAAAGUGAUAUUGAGAAGGUAUGAAAAAUGUGGACAUGAGAAUUUACACUUAAAAAUUGGUUAUACCAAUGUGGAUGAGUGUAAGGUGCACAAAGAAGGUUAUAAUAAACUUAACCAGAGUUUGACAACUACACAGAGCAAAGUAUUUCAACGUGGCAAAUAUGCAAAUGUCUUUCAUAAAUGUUCAAAUUCAAACAGACAUAAGAUAAGGCAUACUGGAAAGAAACAUUUGCAAUGUAAAGAAUACGUCAGAUCAUUUUGCAUGCUUUCACACCUAUCUCAACAUAAAAGAAUUUAUACUAGAGAGAAUUCCUACAAAUGUGAAGAAGGUGGCAAAGCUUUUAACUGGUCCUCAACCCUUACUUAUUAUAAGAGUGCUCAUACUGGAGAGAAACCCUACAGAUGUAAAGAAUGUGGCAAAGCCUUUAGUAAGUUCUCAAUCCUUACUAAACAUAAGGUAAUUCAUACUGGAGAGAAAUCCUACAAAUGUGAAGAAUGUGGCAAGGCUUUUAACCAAUCUGCAAUCCUUACUAAACAUAAGAUAAUUCAUACUGGAGAGAAACCCAACAAAUGUGAAGAAUGUGGCAAAGCCUUUAGUAAGGUCUCGACUCUUACUACACAUAAGGCAAUUCAUGCUGGAGAGAAGCCCUACAAAUGUAAAGAAUGUGGCAAAGCCUUCAGUAAGGUCUCAACCCUUAUUACACAUAAGGCAAUUCAUGCUGGAGAGAAGCCCUACAAAUGUAAAGAAUGUGGCAAAGCCUUUAGUAAGUUCUCAAUCCUUACUAAACAUAAGGUAAUUCAUACUGGAGAGAAACCCUACAAAUGUGAAGAAUGCGGCAAAGCCUAUAAGUGGCCCUCAACCCUUAGUUAUCAUAAGAAAAUUCAUACUGGAGAGAAACCCUACAAAUGUGAAGAAUGUGGCAAAGGUUUUAGUAUGUUCUCAAUCCUUACUAAACAUGAGGUCAUUCAUACUGGAGAGAAACCCUACAAAUGUGAAGAAUGUGGCAAAGCUUUCAACUGGUCCUCAAACCUUAUGGAACAUAAGAAAAUUCACACUGGAGAGACACCCUACAAAUGUGAAGAAUGUGGCAAAGGCUUUAGUAUGUUCUCAAUCCUUACUAAACAUAAGGUAAUUCAUAAUGGAGAGAAACCCUACAAAUGUGAAGAAUGUGAUAAGGCAACUCAUGCUGGAGAGAAACCCUACAAAUGUGAAGAAUGUGGCAAAGCUUUCAACUGGUCCUCAAACCUUAUGGAACAUAAGAGAAUUCAUACUGGAGAGAAACCCUACAAAUGUGAAGAAUGUGGCAAAAGCUUCAGUACAUUCUCAAUCCUUACUAAACAUAAGGUAAUUCAUACUGGAGAGAAACCCUACAAAUGUGAAGAAUGUGGCAAAGCCUAUAAGUGGUCCUCAACCCUUAGUUAUCAUAAGAAAAUUCAUACUGUAGAGAAACCCUACAAAUGUGAAGAAUGUGGCAAAGCUUUUAACCAAUCUGCAAUUCUUAUUAAACAUAAGAGAAUUCAUACUGGUGAGAAACCCUACAAAUGUGAAGAAUGUGGCAAAACCUUUAGUAAGGUCUCAACCCUUACUACACAUAAGGCAAUUCAUGCUGGAGAGAAGCCCUACAAAUGUAAAGAAUGUGGCAAAACCUUUAUUAAGGUCUCAACCCUUACUACACAUAAGGCAAUUCAUGCUGGAGAGAAGCCCUACAAAUGUAAAGAAUGUGGCAAAGCCUUUAGUAAGUUCUCAAUCCUUACUAAACAUAAGGUAAUUCAUACUGGAGAGAAACCCUACAAAUGUGAAGAAUGUGGCAAAGCUUUCAACUGGUCCUCAAACCUUAUGGAACAUAAGAGAAUUCAUACUGGAGAGAAACCCUACAAAUGUGAAGAAUGUGGCAAAAGCUUUAGUACAUUCUCAGUCCUUACUAAACAUAAGGUAAUUCAUACUGGAGAGAAACCCUACAAAUGUGAAGAAUGUGGCAAAGCCUAUAAGUGGUCCUCAACCCUUAGUUAUCAUAAGAAAAUUCAUACUGUAGAGAAACCCUACAAAUGUGAAGAAUGUGGCAAAGCUUUUAACCGAUCUGCAAUCCUUAUUAAACAUAAGAGAAUUCAUACUGAUGAGAAACCCUACAAAUGUGAAGAAUGUGGCAAAACCUUUAGUAAGGUCUCAACCCUUACUACACAUAAGGCAAUUCAUGCUGGAGAAAAGCCCUACAAAUGUAAAGAAUGUGGCAAAGCCUUUAGUAAGUUCUCAAUCCUUACUAAACAUAAGGUAAUUCAUACUGGAGAGAAACCCUACAAAUGUGAAGAAUGUGGCAAAGCCUAUAAAUGGCCCUCAACCCUUAGUUAUCAUAAGAAAAUUCAUACUGGAGAGAAACCCUACAAAUGUGAAGAAUGUGGCAAAGGUUUUAGUAUGUUCUCCAUCCUUACUAAACAUGAGGUAAUUCAUACUGGAGAGAAACCCUACAAAUGUGAAGAAUGUGGCAAAGCCUUCAGCUGGUUGUCAGUCUUUAGUAAACAUAAGAAAACUCAUGCUGGAGAGAAAUUCUACAAAUGUGAAGCAUGUGGCAAAGCCUAUAAGUCAUCCUCAACCCUUAGUUAUCAUAAGAAAAUUCAUACUGAAGAGAAACCUUACAAAUAUGAAGAAUGUGGCAAAGGCUUUAGUACAUUCUCAAUCCUUACUAAACAUAAGGUAAUUCAUACUGGAGAGAAACCCUACAAAUGUGAAGAAUGUGGCAAAGCUUUCAACUGGUCAUCAAACCUUAUGGAACAUAAGAAAAUUCACACUGGAGAGACACCCUACAAAUGUGAAGAAUGUGACAAAGCCUUCAGCUGGCCCUCAAGCCUUACUGAACAUAAGGCAACUCAUGCUGGAGAAAAACCCUACAAAUGUGAAGAAUGUGGCAAAGCCUUCAGCUGGCCCUCAAGACUUACUGAACAUAAGGCAACUCAUGCUGGAGAGGAACCCUACAAAUGUGAAGAAUGUGGCAAAGCUUUCAACUGGUCCUCAAACCUUAUGGAACAUAAGAGAAUUCAUACUGGAGAGAAACCCUACAAAUGUGAAGAAUGUGGCAAAAGCUUUAGUACGUUCUCAAUCCUUACUAAACAUAAGGUAAUUCAUACUGGAGAGAAACCCUACAAAUGUGAAGAAUGUGGCAAAGCCUAUAAGUGGUCCUCAACCCUUAGUUAUCAUAAGAAAAUUCAUACUGUAGAGAAACCCUACAAAUGUGAAGAAUGUGGCAAAGGCUUUGUUAUGUUCUCAAUCCUUGCAAAACAUAAGGUAAUUCAUACUGGAGAGAAACUCUACAAAUGUGAAGAAUGUGGCAAAGCCUAUAAGUGGCCCUCAACCCUUAGAUAUCACAAGAAAAUUCAUACUGGAGAGAAACCCUACAAAUGUGAAGAAUGUGGCAAAGCCUUUAGUACGUUCUCAAUCCUCACUAAACAUAAGGUAAUUCAUACUGGAGAGAAACCCUACAAAUGUGAAGAAUGUGGCAAAGCCUUCAGCUGGUUAUCAGUCUUCAGUAAACAUAAGAAAAUUCAUACUGGAGAGAAACUCUAGAAAUGUGAAGAAUGUGGCAAAGCCUAUAAGUGGCCCUCAACCCUUAGUUAUCAUAAGAAAAUUCAUACUGGAGAGAAACCCUACAAAUGUGAAGAAUGUGGUGAGGCUUUCAACUGGUCCUCAAACCUUAUGGAACAUAAGAGAAUUCAUACUGGAGAGACACCCUACAAAUGUGAAGAAUGUGGUAAAGGCUUUAGUAUGUUCUCAAUCCUUACUAAACAUAAGGUAAUUCAUACUGGAGAGAAACCAUACAAAUGCAAAGAAUGUGGCAAAGCCUAUAAGUGGUCCUCAACCCUCAGUUAUCAUAGAAAAUUCAUACUGGAGAGAAACCCUACAAAUGUGAAGAAAGUGGCAAAGCCUUCAGCUGGUUCUCAGUCUUUAGUAAACAUAAGAAAAUUCAUGCUGGAGAGAAAUUCUAAAAAUGUGAAGAAUUUGGCAAAGCUUUUAAACAGUUCCCAACCCUCCUACACAUAAGAAAAUUCAUGCUGGAGAGAAACUCUACAAAUGAGAAGAAUGUGGCAAAGGCUUCAACCAGUCCUCAAACCUUAUGGAACAUAAGAGAAUUCAUACUGGUGAGAAGCCCUACAAAUGUGAAGAAUGUGAUAAAGACUUCAACUGGUCCUCACACCUUACUACUCAUAAAAGAAUUCAUACUGGAGGAAAAACCCUACAAAUAUGAAAAAUGUGGCAAAACUAUUAAUUAAUUCUCAACGCUUACUGAACAUAAGGGAAUUUGUACAGGAGGGAAACCCUACAAAUCUGAAGAAUGUGGCAAGCCUUUUAGCUAUUCCUCAAUCCUUACUAAACAUUCAUGUAAUUCAUACUGGAGGGAAUUCCUACAAUUGUGUGGAAUGUUGCAAUGCCCUUAACCAGUCCUUAAGGCUUACUACAUAUAAGACAACUCAUACUGGAGAGAAACCAUGCAUGUGUGAAGAAUGUGGGAAAGCCUCUAAUAGAUCCUCAAUUCUUAAGAGACAUAAGCUAAUUCAUACACAAGAGAGACUCUACAAACCUGAAAGAUGUGACAAUGCUUUUGGCAACACCUCAGACUUUUCUGAAUAUAAAAGAAAUCGUACAGAUGAGAAAUCCUAGAAAAGUGAAGAAUAUGACAAAGCCUUUAAGUGGCUGUCACACUUGAUUGUAGGUAAGAUAACUCAUACUGGAGAAAACUACUGUAAUAAACAAUGUGACAAACAUUUAACCAGUGCUCAUGCCUUAUUGCAAAGGAAAGCAUUUACACUAGCCUGGGCAACAGAGAGAGACUGUCUGGAAAAAAAAAUUUUUGUUAAUGCCAGUAAUAUCUUCUCACAGCUUAUUAAACAUCAGAGAGUUCAUACUAAAUAAAAGUAUUAAAAGUGCAAUCACUGUCACUAGAUCUUUCAGAAAAUAAAAGCUGUUAAAGUACAGAAGAAUAUUUAUUUUGAGGAAACACAUUAUAAAUAUUAAGAGGGUUGUAGUACAUGUACUUGUAUCACAGAUUUUAUUGUACACAUUUUGUACUACAGGAAAACCUGAGGUAGUUGUUCCAACUUUGCUCAACAUCAGGGAAUUUAUAUUGAAGAAUAACCCUGCAAAUUUAAUAAAUUUGGAAAAACAUUUUUUCAAAAACUACAGAUUAUAAAACACAAAUGCGUUUAUACUAAAAUAUGUUUUUGCAGAUACAGUAAAUAUAAAAAAUAUUUAAUCCAAAAUUAAGUUUAUGUAAAUAUCAGCUAAUUCACAGUAGAAAUACCUGUCACUCAAACUUCAGAUAUUACACUAAAUCAGACUGCUGAGUAUAGGAAAAAAUCCAAAACUAAAGUUGGCAAAAAGAAGAAUUAUUUGUAUAUAACUUUAAAAGAAGUAGAUCUUUGAAGAGUUAUAAUUAAAUUUAAAGUAUACUUUUUUCUUCAAAACACAGAUUUUUUUUUUUUCCAGACACAUUGGCUUACUGUGGCCAAUACUUUGUGAUGCCAAGGUGGGCAGAUCACCUGAGGUCAGGAGUUCAAGACCAGCCUUGCCAACAUAGUGGAACUAAAAAGAAAUGUUUACUAAACAUGUUUACUAAAAAGAAAUAAAGAAAUUAGCCAAGGUCUAGCUUCCAGGUUCAUGCCAUUCUCCCACCUCAGCCUCCCAAUUAGCUGGGACUACAGGCGCCCGCCGCCACUCCCAGCUAAUUUUUUGUAUUUUUAGUACAGAUGGGGUUUCACCAUAUUAGCCAGGACGGUCUCUAUCUCCUGACCUCAUGAUAUGCCCACCUUGGCCACCCAAAGUCCUGGGAUUGCAGGCAUGAGCCACAGUGCCUGGCCUAAUAACAGAAGUCUUUAGCAGAGCAAAAAUGUAUAAAAUGUAUAAUGACAUUGUAUAAGUAAUAAUAAACCUACUAACCAUAAAAAGCCCUGGAUCAUAUGAAAUCACAGCGAAGUUUUACCACAUUGCAAAGAGUUUUACCUAAGCCUACUGAAUGCAUUCGAAAAAAUCAAGGUGGGAUUUCACCCUAACUUGUUAUAUUAAAUCAGUGAAAUAUAUGAAACUAAAAUCUAGUGAAGGCACCACAAAAAAAGGAAAGUACAGGUCAAUAUUCUGGGUGAAUAUUGGAAUAAUAAUCCUCCAUGAAAUACUAGCAAACUGAAUUCAAAAGCAAAUCAGAAAGUUAUUUUGCUACAUUAAUGUGAGCUUUUCCAUAUAUAUGAAGGUGUUUCAUGAUAUGGAAGUCAAUAAGUGUGAUUCACCAUGUAAAGAUAAUUAAAAGAAAAAAAAAUAACAGUAGGGGCAGAAAAAGCAUUCAAGAAAACCCAAUAUUAACUCAAAAAUGUUGUCAACACACUGGACAUUGAUGAAAAUAUCUUAAUAAGAGUCAUCUAUGACAAAUCCUUAGCCAACAUCAUACUAAAAGAGCAAAAACUGGAAGCAUUCUCCAUGAGAAUAAAAAUAAGAAUAUCCAUUCUAAACAGUCCUAUUGAAGUUAUGAAAUCCUAGCCAGAGAAUAAAAGGAAUCCAAACAGAAAACAAAGAAAGUCAAAUUAUCUUUACUGAUGAAAGAAUUGUCCACCUAGAAUACUUUAAAGGUUUCACCAAAAGAGUUCUAAGCCUGGAAAAAGACUUCAAAAAAAAUCUUAGAAUACAAAAUCAGCACAAAUGCAUAGCAUUUCUGUACACCAAUAAUAUUCAAACUGAGAACAAAAUAAAAAACACAGCUCUAUUUACAAUAGCAACAAACACACAAAAAAAUACCUAGAAAUACAUUAAAUCAAGGGGGUAAAAUAUCUCUACAAAGAACAACAAAACAUUGCUGAAAGAAACGAGAGACAAUGCAAAUAAAUGGAAAAAUAUUGCUCAUGGAUUCAAAUAAUAUAAUUAAAAUGGUCAUUCUGCCUAAAGCAACCUACAGAUUAAGUGCUAUUUUUAUCAGACUAUCCAUGACGAUUUUUAUUGAAUUAGAAAAAGAAAACUAUUCUAAAAUACAUUCAAAAGAAUUAAAGAGCUCAAAUAGCCAAGAAAACUUCAGACUAAAAGAAUAAAUCUGGGCCAAGCAUGGUGGCUCAUGCCUGUCAUCUCAGCCCUUUGGGAGGCUGAGAUGGAUGGAUCACCUGAGGUCAGAAGUUUGAGACCAGCCUGGCCAACAUGGUGAAACCUGCAUCUCUACUAAAUGUAAAAAAUUAGCCAGGUGUGGUGGUGCAUGCCUGUAAUCCCAGCUACUUGGGAGGCUGAGGAAAGAGAACCAUUUGAGCCUGGGAGGUGGAGGUUGCAGUGAGCCAAGAUUGCAUCAGAAUAACCAGUAUAACAUGGUUCUGGUACAAAAAUAAACAUCUAGACCAAUGAAAUGGAAGAGAGAGUACUGAAUUAAGCUAUACUUUGCAAUCAGGUUAUUUUUACAAAGCCAACAGAAAUAAACAAAAGGGGAAUUAACUCCCUAUUUAGUAAGUAAUACUGGGAAAACUGGUUAGUCAUAUGUGGAAGAAAACUGUACUACCUUUUUCUAUAAAAAAAAAACAACUCAAUAUAGAUUAAAGACUUGAUCUGUGAGUCUCCAAGCUACAAAAAUCUUAGAAUAACACUUAGAUAAUACUGGCCUCUGUAAAGAAUUUAUGACUAACAUCUAACAUGAGUGCAACAAAAAUAAAAAUAAAAAAUGGCAUCUAAGCCAAAGAGCUUCUGCACAGUAAAAGAAACUAUCAGCAAAGUAAACAGAUGACCUACAGUAUGAAAUAAAAUAUUUGCAAACUGCAGACAAUGAAGGAUUAAUGUACAGAAUCUAUAAUACAUUUAAUAAAAAAGCAAACAUGAUAUGAAUAGCCAGCUUCUUCUCAAAGGAAGACAUAAGAGCUGCCAAUAAACAUGUAAAAAUUGCUCAACGUUCCUAAUUAUCAGAAAGAUGUAAAUCAAAGUGACAGUGUGAUACUAUUUCAUACCAGUAAGAAUGACUUAUUAAAAGUAAGAUAAAUAAGAUGUUGAAGUUGUAGAGAUAAGGAAAUCUUUCUACACUGUUGGUGGGAAUGCAAAUUAAUUCAGAACCUGUGCAAAGCAGUUUGGGGACUUCUCAAAGAACUAGAAAUAGAAUUGCCAUUUGACCAAUCAAGCCGAUUACUGGAUAUCUGCCCCCAAAAAGAAUAAAUAAUUUUGCCAAAGAGACACCAGCACUCACAUGUUCAUUGCAGCACUAUUCACAAUAGCAAAAACAGAAUUUAACCAGUUACCCAUGAAUCUUUUAUUGGAUAAGAAAAAUGAUGUACUUAUACAACCUCCAAUACUAUGCAGCAACAGAAGAGAAUGAAGUAACGUCUUUUGCAGCAACAUGAAUGCAGCUCUGCUUCAGGCCAUUCUAAGCAAAUUAUUGCAUCAGAAAAACAAAUGCCACAUGUUCUCACUCAUACAUGGAUGCUAAAAAUUGGGCGCACAUGGAAACAAAGAUGAAAACAAUAAACACUGAGAAUUCUAAAAAGAAGGAGGAAGGAUGGGAGACAAGCAUAGAAAAUCUGCUUAGGUAUGAUGUACACUACUUGGGCAAUGGAAUUAUUAAGUAUCCAAACCUCAACAUCAUGUAGUCUACCUGUUUUACAAAUCUGCACAUGUACCUUAAAUAUAAAAUAAAAAUAAUAAAAUGUUUUUUGGUAUAA